Molecule: messenger RNA, 5332 nt
Organism: Nothobranchius furzeri (turquoise killifish)
Lineage: Eukaryota; Metazoa; Chordata; Actinopteri; Cyprinodontiformes; Nothobranchiidae
Product: RNA-binding protein MEX3B
Molecular function (GO): RNA binding
Source: RefSeq, a predicted model, not a curated record
AUUAGAUUGUGUGAAUUACAAAAAAAUAUAGACUAAUCGUCAAACGCACCACACUCCAGUCGCAGAAACCGAUGACCAUACUGACCUUAAAACGAAGUCUCGCGUGAUCAGGAACGAGAUUACAGUGUAGGGGAGGGCUGCAUGGAGAGCUGAAAAGACAAAACAAAAGCCACACAUUUCAGGCGCUGGUCGCUUAUUUUAUUUUUUAUUAACCGAAACAAAUUCCAUUCGCGACUCAUACCAGUUUCAGUUUAGUUGCCAUAUUUUGUACAUUUUUGCAUGAUGCCUAGUAGCACAUCUUUGCUGGAGGCCGAUGAGGGAGAGUCCGAGGUCCCACCGCCGCUAGUGCACGCUUUCGCCGGUAUGGGCCUUGAGGAGCACCACUGCACCCAAAGCCAAACCACCGAACAGGCAGACGAGAGUAUCUCAUUCCCACACCACCAUCAGCGCCCGUCGGUUUCUCAUUUCAGCCUCCUUGAUACGGUCCUCGACUUGAAGCCUUUGCCACUGCAUCAGCCACCUUCGGGAGAUGAAGCGAACAAAACGAAAGAAGAAGAGCUGGAAGAGGCAGCGGCCGAUUCCCCGGGCUGCACCGGGAGUUCGUUGUUGGCGAAGGCCCACCGCCAUCCACACCUCCAUUCGGGGCCAAGUAGCUCCGUGUUGCCGUCUGCAAUGGAGCCUCCGCAUACCGAUACGGUAUUAUUGUACAACGGAGAGGAGCGUGACGAUGGCGGGGUCGCCGGCAGCGCCUUACCUCCGGCUAGCAGCAUGGUGAUGCUACCAUCCGGCGUUUACGGCGAUGCGGGUUACGAGGCCGAGCCUUCGCUUCUGACUCAGCGGAAGAGUAUCAACACAACCGAGUGUGUGGCCGUGCCGAGCUCCGAGCACGUCGCCGAAAUUGUGGGCAGGCAAGGCUGUAAGAUCAAGGCCCUUCGAGCCAAGACGAACACCUACAUAAAGACGCCAGUGAGGGGGGAGCAGCCGGUCUUUGUCGUGACGGGACGUAAAGAAGACGUGGCCAUGGCAAAGAGGGAGAUCCUUUCUGCGGCUGAUCACUUCUCCCUUAUCAGAGCGUCUCGAAACAAAACUGGGCCUCUGUCUGCCGUGAACACUUUAGGGACCCCUGCUCUACCCGGACAGACGACUAUUCAGGUGCGGGUGCCUUAUCGUGUUGUUGGAUUGGUUGUGGGUCCCAAAGGGGCAACUAUCAAACGUAUUCAGCAGCAGACCCACACCUACAUUGUGACGCCAAGUCGUGACAAAGAGCCGGUGUUUGAGGUCACGGGGAUGCCAGAGAAUGUGGACCGAGCCAGGGAGGAAAUAGAGGCACACAUCGCCCUCCGCACGGGGUCCUGCGGGGGCGUUGAAGCCCCCGGCGUGGACAACAGCGAUUUUCAGUUCAACGGGACGGAUGUCAGCUUUGAGACUGCAGCGGGCCACGCCGCUCUGGGGGAGGCUGGAUGGCUCCAUGGUGGUGCCUCGUCACCAAGCAGCGGAAACUUGCUGCCCAUGAGCGUCAGUGGCACUCAGCGGGUUAAUAGCAAUACAAGCGGCGCUGUCAAGAUGUCUUCCACCUACCGCAACGACAGUUCCAGCUCUCUGGGCAGCGGCUCCAGCUCGGCCGACUCUUUCUACGGCGGGGGCAAUGGGAACCAGAUGGCAGAUUUCAGCCCGACCUUUCAGUUUAACGCCAAUGCUAAUAACAACAACAACAACAACAGUAGUAGUGGUGGUGGCAGCACAAGCUUCUGGUUUGGCGAGAAUCUUCUUGGAGUGGGUUCUGAAGAGAUCUUCAGCAUGGGAGGUGGUGGAGGCUUCUCGGGAUUUGAGCCUUUAACCAUUUCCACUGCCCCAACCCUGCAUUCUGCUGCACAAACGCACAUCUGGAGCCCCUUCGUGGACAACCCGUCUCUACAGGCCCUUGAUUCAUUACAGUCUCAGACCAGUCUGCCUGGUACCCCUCGCCUGUCCCCGACCUUCUCAGGGACCGAGGCCUUGGAGCACCCUCAGGCCCAGCGUGUUCACCGAAGGCCUUUUGGGUCAGCUGGAACUCCCGACGCCCACAGAAUCCCCUCAUACAGCUCCGCCUUCUCGUCCUCCAGCGAAAGCACCACCUCCUCCUCUUCGUCCUCCUCUCCACCGGAAUCCUCUUUCUCCUACCGACCGGCGCUGGGGUCAUCAGGAAGAGGCCCGGAGGUGUGCGUCAAGUGUAUGAAUAGCCAGGUGAUCGCUGCCUUGGUUCCUUGCGGCCAUAACCUUUUCUGUCUCGAUUGUGCCACUCAGAUAUGCCAGGGCCCAGAGGCCGUGUGCCCCGUGUGCCUGUCCCGGGUCACACAGGCCAUUCAGCUCCGCAAUAUGUAACUCCAACCACCAUCCCCCCCCCCCAAUCAAUGGCCAGGAGUCGGCCUCACCAACAAAUCUGGCUCAUCACAUGUUUGGAGCUUACAAAACACCCCCACAUGUGUUUCUGUUUGUCCUGACCCCAGCUUUUUCUGAGCUGGUGUUAAGUCGAAGGUGCAGAAGGAGUAGGUGACGUGAAAUGGGAGUGGUUUUGAUUUGGGGCAUGGGCUCAGCUCGUUCACGUGCCUGCCGUUGUCUUCAUGGUCAAUCGAUCAACGGGAGGGUUAGAAGCCCUCUAUGUAGCAUUGGGAGGGAUGGAAUGGGAUUUUCUUUCUUUCUUUUAGUUGUCCCAUAUGUUUACAUUCAACUUUAUCAGAAUAACAUAGUUGGCCUUUAGCUCAACAAUCUUUUUCAACUUCUCAAAAUUUGAUACUGCAGGAAAUAAAACGCAAGCAUGCUCAUUUAAAAAUAAAUCCCACAUUUGGCUCCGUUACAAUAAAUCUACUGUUUUAUUAGAUUUGGUUGCAGCAGGAAGCUAAAGGUCAUUACUGGAAUUCACCUUUUUAAAAAGAUGUGAUGUUAUACUUUCUUCAGGUUAUAAUCCCUUUUUCUGUUUUUAGAGCAUGCUUGCGUUGAAGACGUCAGUAUGAAAACACUCCCAAGGAGGUUUAUUUUCCGUACACUAAAUUGGUCAAAGUUGCCACACUCCAUUGUUGAUUCGGAUGUCUCUUCUUUCCCCGUCACUCCAACCCAAAAAGUUACUUCUUUUGUUAUUAUUCCUUUAGACCACUAGGAUGUUUCUCUUCUUCAGUAUGUGGGAGUUUUCCAUUUGUACUUCUAACAGUUUACGGUGAACUGGUGCCUAAUUCUGUUGAGUAAACAAAACAAACAACUUGCUUUGUGGGCACAAAUUGUCCUCAGACUUGUGGCCUUUUUCCAAAGUCCACUAUAAACCUAACACUAUCUUACAAAUCUGGGAAGAAAAAACAGCGUAACAGACGGAAGUGCUAAUGCAUUAGCUUGGUCUGCUAACGGCAUCUUUAAUGGAUCAAAGAGGAGAUGAGGAGGGUGUUUUACUUCGGCUCCUCGUUCGGCCUCUCUGAAGUGUUUUCUACUGCUUUUAUAUUUUGUCCUUGCUUUUAAUUUAAUUGCUACUUUUUGUUUACAUAUUUGUACGGGAAGCCAUGUGCCGGUUUUCAGCUAGGAAGCUAUGCACGUCUUGUACUUUUGUAACAUUCCUCCGUGGUAUUGUAGUCACUUUUUGUGUAGAAGCGACUUGAUGUUCUCGAACAUCACCUGGGAGCAAAAUGCGGUUGAUUUUCUCGGCUGUGGUUUGGAACAAAUCCCAGUGGAGAACAAAGCGGCUGCUUUUCAUCUUCAUUUGAUUUCAAAAGCCAUCUCUGUAACGUUCUUCAUCUACUCACUUGAAUGACUCACUCGGGCUGCUAUAGAUCGGUCCUGUAUAAUGUUUAGGGUGUGAGAUGAAGAGAUGGAAGACCAUUUUGUUGCUUUAACCCCACCCCCCACCCCACCCUUGUCAGCCCGGCCUAUGCAAAAAUCAUCUCAGUAUUAUACCCUCACCUGGAAGCCGUGGGUAGAUUUCGUAACCCCUGCAUCGUUUAGUUGUUUGGGCGGUACUCACUCGUUUGACCUUUCUGUGCUCUAAGCACAACUUCCCCUGUGUUUUCUUAAACAACGGGGCUGAGCACAUCUUUACUUUCCUCUUGUACAUGCCUUUGUUUUAUUUAUUUUUUGUUCGUUUCAUCUGAAAAGGUACAAAUUGUUGGAAAUCAUCUCAAUUCUUAGCUUUAAACUCCCGUCUCUGGACGUUUCCUGGAUCACAUGAACUCUCUGACACUUUGGGAUGGGAAUGCAGCUGGAAUGAUUUCACCGUGGAAUCCCGACACUAAACAUCAAUAAUACUGUUUGCUUUUCAGUUCUGGACAUUUGGACUGCAGCACCCCCCCCCCCCCACACACACACACACACACUACCUGGAAACCUUUUUUGGGGGGGGGGGGGGGGGUAGGUGUCUUUUUCACAUCCUCUGCUCCUCCCCCGUUUUUUCUAAUAUGGGUGAUUGAGCUUCUCACAGGAAAAUCGAGUCCCGAACAUGCAAAAAGAACAACCCCAAACUCGUUUGCUCCCGUCUCCUCUCGUCUUCUAUCCGUCCCUCGUUUUGCUUUAAAAGUUGAAAAAUUAACAUUUUCUCUCUCUGGGGGAAUGCAAUACAUAAUCGGCCCUCAAUAGUUUAUUGAUAUAAGUCUGACAUUUUUGUGUAUGUAUUAUACGAUAUUACUGUUAAUGACUGAUAAAUACACAGAACUUAUUUUUUAUUUUGUUACAUUUCGUAUAUACAUAAAUCUAUAUCAAAAUGUUUACAAUAAUAUUUUUAAUUUUUACUUCUUUUAUUUUUUUCCUGAGUGAUUAAUUAAUGAGGAGCUGAAAAUCCAGAGAGGUUGCAGGAGGGUUUCAGUGCUAUCUGCUUGUAGUCUAGUUAUUAGUUUACAGUAUUGACGAAGAUAAUAGUAUUGAUCGCUGCCGUUAAAUCUAGUUGAAAAGUGGAAUGUGCAUCACGAGCAUGUCUUCAUCAUUUACCGCCAUUGUGAAACAACACUGCAACUGUAAAAAGGCCAAGGAUUCAAGCUGCCUGUCAUGUCUGUACAACACCAAAAUUUAGAACGGUGUACUAUUGAAAUGUAUCUUCUCUUAUCUCUAUAUAUAAAUACAUAUUGUUAAAAGCUGUACCAACAGUUGAGAGUAUUUGCUAAUUUUACUACACUUUUGUUAUGUAUAUGUGUAGGAGGAGUCUUAAGGCAUAUAAAUUCUUCAAAUUAAGUCAGGAGUUUAAAAGCAGACUAUAUUUUAUAAUGGCCUUUUAAGUUAUUGCGGCCAAAGCACUGAUAUUAUAUAUUUGCUGUAAAGAGAAUUUUAAGAGUUUUAUUUUUCUGAUAUUAAAGUUACGUAAUAAAGACGGUUUCAUUUAAAGCCA